GGCUUUUCGAAACCGGACUUGACAAGGGUCAAUCCAUUCAACGGUCCGCGGACACGUUACUGAACCGAAUAUGGGCAUACUUGGUUCAUGAUCUCUGAAAAUUUGAAUGCUCUUACGACCUGGUCAUCGAAACGAAAUUAUUGACGGUCUCCACCUUACUUGAUAUCUUGCUUUGAGUUACUCAUUCGUUACUUGCUUGCUGUAUGCCCGCCCAGCCGAGGGCUCUUAUGACUAUUCAUGCCGACGCCGGUUUGGCGCUACGACCUAGACGACUUCAAGAUGGUCAAAGCCAAGGGUGGUCCACAACCGCCUCUGGAACAUUCACUCCUUCUGAUGAACUAUCACUCAUGUCAAAUUUGCUGUCUGUAACACCAAACCCAGGCGGUUCAAUGUUGUCUUCAAGCCCAUACCCCGUGAUGUAUACCCCCACUGUAACCCCAUCAACCUCAACACUUGUGUCAUAUUCAACUGCAAUUGUUUCGGGAUCCGACUCUUCAUCCCAUGUCUUUUCGUAUCGAAGUACUGCGCAGAUCCAGCCUGUGUGCAUCGGAGAUGGCUUAGAUGCAGCUUCGGACGGAGUAAUCGCGACUGUGGUGCUUCCAACGUGUGUCGGUCUUGCCAUUUGGCUGCUGUUUGCUGUACUACGUCCGCGUUACCGACAAAUAUAUGCUCUUCGAGAGUGGUUCGUGCAACAAGAGUUGCGACCGCAUCGGUUAAGCUCGAAUCUUGGCGCCUUCCUCUUUCCCUCUGUACCUCUUGUUCCACCUACACCUUCAGACGUCUCCGACGCUGGACGGUCAGCUCCGGUGGACGCUCGUCUUUUUCCAUCCGACGAGGAAUUGAGCCAACGCACUCUGUGGACAUGUCUCAUCAUCGUGCUUGGCUGGAGUUUGGUGGGCCUUGGUGGCGCCUUGCCGAUAUACCUCGUGUCUACGCCAUGCCUUGCGCACUCGGCAAGUGACCCUGAUUUCACCGGAGUCUACUCCACAAUUCAAGACCUCAGCUUGCUACGUCUUCUGCAGCUUCUAGAAAACGACUCAGUGCUAGAUGUAGUUCUCAGCGGUGACCAGGCUUCAAAAACUCGACUGCGCAUCAUUAUUCUUGCCGUUUUGGCGGUAUUCGCGGCCACGCUGCCAGCACUAUAUAAAAUACUGAAAGAAAUCAACAACUUCGUUGCAUUCCGUAGACGUUGGUUAGAAGUGCGAUGCGAAGGGAAGGAAAUGGGUUGGCUGAGCUCAAGAAAAGCCUCCGGUUUUGCAGGAUGGGGAGAGAAGCGCGUCAAGGAUUAUCUUGUCAAAAUUGGACUCAGUUCUUCCUUAGGAGGCUCUUCUCGUUCCAACAACCGACCACCACACCUUUCACGCCGAACUCAGUCCUACUGUCAGAAUCCGGAUUCAGGAUUCGAGGUCGACGUCCAAAGUCUGUUCACUGUAUGCGACACUCACAAUUUGGGACUUCUCAUUCACGACCGAGAUGAAAUUCUGGACAACCUUGAAGUUGCAGAAACAAGAUACAUAUCAUCUUUCAAGAUUUCAACGCCCGACCCCUCCAUUGCUGAUCUUGAAGUUCUCGCUUCCUAUGAAUCUGAAGAAAUACCACCCAGGCCUCACAUAGGCAGGCCUCGUGCUUUGGUCGGAUCGAGAAACCGUCCACGGCAUCGGAGACACAACCCGGCGCAGGCUAACUCGUCUUUCGCUCCUACCUCGUUCGUGGCCCCAUCACAGUAUUACAAAUUGCGUGGGCUGAAAAGCGUUGAUGGCGGGAGAUUCAGCACGCCGAUCAGUCUGACGGAUUCAUUCAAACAACGGAUUGUGGGCAGUCGCUUCCAGGAGGUGGACAGAGAUUCGGCAUCCUUCAAUGUCAUGCCGUCAGGGAGCCGUGUAAAGUCGGAAGAAAUUGGAGAGCCGUCAAUAUCAAUUCCUGACCCAAAUUACUACAGGCCAAAUCAUGGCGGAGGAUCAUCUGAAAGUGGUGGUGGAACUGGGACAGGCACAGAAUAUUUGACUGUGGAGUCGUCAUUGAGCGCUCGGAGAUCUCUUGAUGAUGACUGGGUCGUCCUUGCACGCGGGAUUGAUUUUGGAGAUUCGUUAGGCGAGGGACCUCGUGCUGGCCCAGCACCCAAACCACAGGAAGAGUUUGCGCCCCGAAGGCAACGUCAGAGACCUCUUGAUACGUCAUCGACCGACCGCCGAGAGACUUUUCCACUUAGAAUUCGACCGAAAGACAACAUUCCCGCUGAGGAUGUUCCGCCACCUCAUCUACGCCUGCAGCCGCGACAACCGUUCGUUCGACCUGCUUCUGAUCUUAACUACGAUAACCUUGGUGCUGUCUAUGCGGAAAUAAACCAUUGGCGUUCCCGGCUGAAGCUCAUCAAUGUGCAGAUUGCCGAAGCUCAGCAAGAUUCCUAUGCAGAUAUUGCCGAUGGCGCCCCGGUCAAGGGUUGGAUCAUCAUCGGGCGUGGUUUGCGCCACAUGCAUGGUGUGGAGCUCAUAGAGGGUAGGGCAAAGGAGGACGUGCGUUGGGGCACGCUGCAGAACGAAACGACGCUGUUGGAUUCUAUAGCCUUUUGGCUGGUUGUGGUAGUGGCCAACAUACUCCUUGCCGCUGGCCUGACAGGUGUUGCGGGACUCGCCCUCGGCGCCGCUUCUAAUGUGGAGCAUUAUCUACCUUUCUUUCGCCCCCUUUCAGAGCAUGGGAACCUUGUCUCAGGAUUGGCAACUUCCAUCGCUCCCGCAAUUGGCGCUACCCUUUUCACUGUGAUUGCACUCGCAAUCGUAAAACGGGCAGCUGCAUGGAGCGGCGUCGUAUCCGUGUCCGGAGUUCGAAUGCUCGCGGUGAAACUUGUGUUUUACACUAUAACAGUUGUGGUUGCUGCAUUUACUAUCACCGCCGGUGCCCUCCUUUUCGCGUUAGAGGCAUUUAGCCUUGAGGUUCACAUUGCCAAAACGGUUGCAACCGGAUGUGUCUAUAUGAGCGCUUUCGCUUUUGUUCUCGUCAUCAACGUUGCUGUCGUAUUCCCUGGUUUAAUGUUGCUACAGCCCUUCCGAUUGUUGAGCGUUCUUCGUUCGGAACGGGACGCCGUCACCCCAAGACAACGUUUCCGAGCUGUAUAUCCGACAACUUACAACGCUUCUUAUGCAGCAAGCGCUUGCGUACUAGCCAUGGUUUUUGCAUCAGCAUUUUCUCUCAUAUUUCCUUUGAUCGGGCCGGCUGUUGUGAUUCUUCUGUAUUUGACUCUUGUUGCUCAUAGAUACCUCAUUGGAUAUGUUUACGCCCGAACUCUUUCGGAGACUGGAGGGCUUCUCCAGAUCUGGUUGCUGAAGCGAUUGGGGACACUUCUCGCGCUACAGCCUCUACUCCUCGGCUUGAUUUUGCUCAGUCGGCGGCUCUGGAUAGAAGGAGGAAUACUUUCGGGCGUGGCUCUUGUUGUGGCAGGGAUAGUGGAGGUGUACACCACACACACGACGAGGCUUGCAAGCUUCCAAACGUUACCUGAGAACACCCAAGAGUCUCUUGAAAUAUUUCGCAGGGCGUUGGAAUCCGAUAAUCGCACUGAUACCGAUGACGAGAAUCACAGCAUGAUCACCACCAGAGGGAACCGCAUGAGGGGCUCGAUGGCUUCCGUCCUCGAAAUGAUGUCUCUCACAUUAGCGGUCAUGCCAUCAGCUUCAAGUCAACGUGGUCCGCUGCCACUUCGAACGGAAACACUGGAUGAUCUAACCGCUACAGAACGAGCUGCUAGAACACAUCCUGAUGCUCCUCCUCACCUUCCUCCGUUAUCCUUUGGGGACCAUGCCGAAGAGCUGUCUGCUAUCAUGUAUGCGCCCGAGCUGCUUGCCCCUGCACCGAUCAUCUGGCUCCCGAACGAUACAGCGGGGGUAGCCAAAACGGAGGCAAUUGACUUACGGAAAUAUCAUGAUAUCCAAGUCACCCUUGAUGUUCAUGCCAAGGAUGUCAUUCUGCCUAAACGGAGUACAUCCACGCGUACACACGCGUGAAGCGUUGCUCGUGCAUUUUUUUGGUUGACACCUGUUUCACCAUCCCCGGGCCUUCUUAUGUGACGUUGGUGGACUCAUGUUACUCUAUAGAUCGUACUUAUUCCACUACCAUAUAUCGAGCUUCAAAGGCGACUUCCCUGAACCUUAUUCACCAGACUUGUGAUAGGAGGGUGCUUCAACUUUUCGGCGCUCACCGGUGCUCACUGCCUGCACAUGCACGUUUCUAGGGCUUCUUUCAAUAUUAUUAUUUUCCAUUUUUUGAGCCGAUGACGUUUGUUGGACCCUGAAUCAACCUUCAAUUUCCG
Molecule: messenger RNA, 4303 nt
Organism: Suillus clintonianus
Lineage: Eukaryota; Fungi; Basidiomycota; Agaricomycetes; Boletales; Suillaceae
Exons: 10
Coding region: 204-3998 (1264 amino acids)
Cellular component (GO): plasma membrane
Molecular function (GO): calcium-activated cation channel activity
Source: RefSeq, a predicted model, not a curated record